Notothenia coriiceps (black rockcod) is the source of this 633-nucleotide messenger RNA. Its product is annotated as nuclear receptor coactivator 1-like. The transcript has 4 exons. The coding region runs from base 85 to 633 and encodes 182 amino acids. Gene Ontology annotation, cellular component: nucleus. Lineage: Eukaryota; Metazoa; Chordata; Actinopteri; Perciformes; Nototheniidae. Gene Ontology annotation, molecular function: nuclear receptor binding. Gene Ontology annotation, biological process: positive regulation of transcription by RNA polymerase II; cellular response to hormone stimulus. The record is from RefSeq and is a predicted model, not a curated record.
GUGUGUGUGUGUGUGUGUGCAGUGAACGGUGUGCCGUGGCCGCAGGAUUCUGCCCGGAGGAACAGCCACACCUUCAACUGUCGCAUGCUGAAGAGGCCGCCUGACGAGCUGGAUGCAGAGAACACAGAGGCUCGGCAGCAGUACGAGAUCAUGCAGUGCUUCACCGUGUCCCAACCACGGAGCAUGCAGGAGGAGGGAGAGGACCUGCAGAGCUGCCUCAUAUGUAUUGCCUGCCGUAUUCCUCGCACUCAGCCUUUCAGCACUGAGUCCUUCAUCACCAAGCAGGACCCCACAGGGAAGAUCAUCUCCAUAGAAACCAGUGCUUUGCGAGCGACGGGCCGGCCGGGCUGGGAGGAUCUGGUCAGGAAGUGCAUCUAUGCUUUCUUUCAGCCGCAGGGCAAAGAGUCCUCCCACGCCAAGAAGCUGCUGCAUGAGGUGAUGACCCACGGCACCGCGAUCAGCCCGUUGUACCGUUUCACGUUAAGCGAUGGGACCCCGCUCAGCGCUCAUACCCGCUGCAAGUUCUGCUGCCCCCCCAACCCUGAUGUUCAGCCCUUCAUUAUGGGCAUCCACACUAUUGACAGGUACGAUUACAAACAAAAAAACGUUUUAUCAAAAGGCUGCGUGAUCUGA